This is a messenger RNA of Chrysoperla carnea, 2370 nucleotides long. Its product is annotated as PDZ and LIM domain protein 5-like. Gene Ontology annotation, molecular function: muscle alpha-actinin binding; actin binding. Gene Ontology annotation, biological process: actin cytoskeleton organization; muscle structure development. The record is from RefSeq and is a predicted model, not a curated record. NCBI's taxonomy places the organism in Eukaryota, Metazoa, Arthropoda, Insecta, Neuroptera, Chrysopidae. The transcript has 12 exons. Bases 173 to 2323 code for a protein of 716 amino acids. Gene Ontology annotation, cellular component: stress fiber; Z disc; filamentous actin.
AUCGAACAUUAUCGAUACCUUACAGCACGGUCCAUUUUGAAUAUAAACUUUAUUAUAUUUUAAUAUUUUAUAAUGCCAUUGGAUUAUUUCCAUAAUUUUUGGUGGUAGUGACGAUUGAAAUAUAAUUAAUUUUUUCAUAUGACUUUCAUUUGAAUUCAUUAAUUAGCACAAAAUGGCAGUGGAGAUAAAAUUAACCAAAUUUGAUUCAACACCAUGGGGCUUUCGACUUGUUGGUGGUGCAGAUUUUGAUACCCCCUUAACAGUUAUUAAAGUCACUGAGGGCAGUCUUGCCGAGGAAGCUGGUAUGCGAGUUGGUGACACUGUUGUUCGAGUAAAUGAUGUUCCAACUGCACCAUUAUCUCAUGCCCAAGCUCAUGAGUUGAUUAAAUUAUCGGGGAAUAAUUUUACCUUAGGUGUUUUUCGGGGUGCAGUUGGUGAAGCUGUGCCUGAACCAAAACUCUUACCAGUUGCGCCUAUAGGUCCACCACUACCAGAAUCUGUAUUAUCACAACAACCAGAAGAAGUUCCGGUGCCUGGUGAUCCACCAGUAUUGGAAAUUGCUGUGCCUCCAGGGGAAGCAUUACCGGAAGAUUUAGAAAUUGAACAAAUACAACAGUCUUUUGAAAAACAACAAGCUAACGAUUUAAAAGAUUUUGCUCAACGCUUCGAGCAAUCUAUGUCUGAGCAACAGGUUGAACAAAAAGUUGAGCAAAAAUUUGAGCAAAAAGUUGAAAAGAAAUCGGUUGAAGUUAAACAACAGCAUAAAGAAACUAGAAGUUCUUCGUCAUUAUCUGUUGCUCCACCUCGAGGAGGGCGGUCUCCAUCACCAGCGAGAGCAGUUCGUUUAGAAUAUUCGGUUAAAAUCGAAAAAGAGGUUAAGAAGGAGGACGAUACAAAGUGGUCAUCAUUUUUGCAAAAACCAAAAGGACCUAAACCUAUACCGAAAGAAGAGCUUAUUAAACCGAAGGUACUUUAUCGACCUUAUUUUCGAGAUAAUAUUUUUUAUGAAGUAGUAUGCCAACGGGAUCCACCGUAUAAAGUUGCAAUUCAAAAGAUAAAACGAAGACUAAGCAAAGAUUGGGUUGAAGAUAAGGGUGUAAAUGGUUUAAAUGCGAAUGCUGAAGUAACUACAAAUGAAACAAAAAAAGAGGAAAUUGAAACUAAAACAGAGACAACGGAACAACAAGCAAGCGUAGAAGAAACUUCCAUUCAAGAAAGUUCUGCAGUACAAGAAACUCAAAUUCAACAAGAGAGUGUAGAAUCAGCUGUUUCAGAAAUAUCGGCAAGUGAAACAAGUAUAAGCUCACACCAACAGGCAUCGGUUGAGUCCACAUCAAUUGUUUCUCAAACGCAACAAGUUAGCCAAGCAAGUUUGUUAGAAGUGCAAAAAUUUUUACAGACUACUCAAACGUCUGAAAGUGUUUCAGGCUCAAAUUUAAGUAUGGAAGAACAAUUGUUGCUUGUACAAAGACAAUUAUUAGCCUUAUCACAGUUGCCAGCUGCUAUUCAACAAACCCUUAACGCUGUUACAAAUCAAUUAUCAAAAAUCGUUAAAACAGAUGAAUCAGCAAAUGAAAAUACAACAGACGAAAAUAAUAAUAACCAAAAUGAAGAUGGAAAUCAAGAAGAGGCUAAUCUUGAAGAAGGCGAAAACAAAGAAGGUGACGAAACAAAUAAAGGCGAAGGUGGAGACGCAGAUAAUGUUGAAGGAGAUGGAGAUAAUAUUCCACAAAUUGUUGAAGAAACGGGAUCAGAGGAAUUAAAAACAGAUGCAACACCAGGAUCUACACCUGUACCUCCAACUCCAUCACCAGAGCCUGUGGAUAAUUUAACACCUGAGGAGAGGGAAAAAUUAGAUAAAAAAUAUAAGCAGGAAGAACAGGAAGAUCAACAACCAUCCAUAAAAUUAACUUACAAAAAACCAAUGUUUCCAUCCACACCACUACAGCGACCGAUUGUUUUACCGGGUGGGAAAAAACUAUAUGAACCAGAUGAUAUUGUACCGAGAAAAAUUAAUGCUAGAAAAUAUACAGAUGAAGUGAUUGCUGAAACAAUUAGUUCUCAAUCAGAGAUCAUUAUUGGAACAACUUUAGGGAUUAAUUUUCUAAAAUAUAAACCAGAACCACCAAAAAGUUUAGAUCAUCUGAAACAUAGUGAAGUUUAUAAAAUGGUACAUUCAUUAGAUUUACCAACGCGUGGAAUUGCUGGUAGACCAAGUUUAGUAUUGGCUGAAGAAGAUUUGCGGUCUUCAUUACCGAACAAUGGCGGGGAAAAUAUUCCACUACAAACAGCACCUAAUUUACCAGCACAAAUGGAGCCAUAAACAGAUGGAAGUAAUAUAUUUGACUGGAUUUGUUGUUUGCUGACAUA